GGCUCUAGCGCCCUGCUAAUCAUGUCCGUAUAAAGGCUAAUCAGGACAUCCUGUUCUCUCAGAGGCACUGAAUCCUGAGUGGAACGGUUUUAGAGCGUCAGCUCGGAGACUCACACACCAUAAAGGACAGAGCGCGUGGUUUAGACAGCUCGAGGUGGAGGUUUUCUCUGUGCCAGGAUGAAGCAGGUGGAGAUUUUGGAUGAUAAAACCAAAGAACAGCUGUGUUUUCUGGACAAGCAGGUUGAGUAUCACUCAACUAUUGGUGAUAUUAAAGGACUUUUUCACAGAGUGUAUCCACACUGGUAUCCAGCGAGACAAGCGCUCAAACUCCAUCCCAAAUCAGGCGAGCUCAGAGACGAUGAGCUUUUACAGAAUUUACCGGUUGGUCUGACGGCCACGCUGUAUUUCCGAGACCUCGGCCCUCGUUUCGGCUGGACCAUGGUGUUUCUGUUGGAGUAUGUAGGACCGCUCCUGAUUUACCUGCUCUUCUAUUUCCGACUCCCCUACAUCUACACUCAUCCACACACCCUCACUCCACCCGGCCCCGACCCUGCGGUCAGUCUGGCGUGUGUGUGUCAUUCUCUCCAUUACAUUAAGAGACUGAUGGAGACAGUGUUUGUGCAUCGUUUCACCCAUGGCACUUUGCCUCUAGGGGUCAUCAUAAGAAACUGUGUGUAUUACUGGGGUUUUGCUGCGUGGUUGGCGUAUUACAUUAAUCACCCACUUUACACUCCACCAUCAUACGGACGGCCACAGAUCGGCUGCGCGCUCGUGAUGUUCACGCUGUGUGAGGUGGGAAAUUUCUCUAUCCACUGGUCACUCAACACCUCAGGAGGAGACGCAGGAGAUAAAUAUCGAAGUUUCCCUCAUCCCUCUAAAAACCCCUUCACUUGGCUCUUCUUCUUUGUUUCCUGUCCCAAUUAUACAUACGAGGUUGGAGUGUGGGUGAGUUUCUCCAUCAUGACUCAGUGUGUUCCAGUCGCUGUCUUCACGCUGAUCGGAUUUGUUCAGAUGACGAUAUGGGCAAAGUGGAAGCACAAAGCCUACACCCGGGAAUUUAAGGACUACCCUACUCUCCGUAUGUCCAUCCUCCCGUUCAUCCUCUGACAGUAAAACACACGAAUCUUCUGGAUGCACCUUCUCUCAAUCCUCCCAUUAAACACCUUCCAACUCUGAUGAUGAUGAAGCAGCGUAUGUGUACUCUUCUUCCUGUUCCAAUAAAACUUUUUCUAAAACUCUCUCUUUCACUUGUUUCUGGUCAACUGACACCGAAUUGAACAGAUUAGUUCAGAACAGCGCUUUUAACAUUUGUAAACACGGUGUAAUGAGAGGUUGCGUGUGUGGUAUGCCGUAUGUUUAUUUCAUUGCUGGUUGCCAUGGUUUCACUGUUAGCAUCAGGCUCGUGAGAUAGCCACACAAGCUAGCUAUAGAAUGUAUAUAAAACCAGACCUCCGACCAUAAUCUUCUCACUAACAAUGCAAUUCUGGAGGGAAAUGCUGCUGUAUAAAAUACACACUCACAACUCGUCACUGUCGUGUCAGAAGGAAACUAAAACAAAAUGAACACGAAUCACAAUUAGCUCGUGUCCACUAACGAC
Molecule: messenger RNA, 1597 nt
Organism: Ictalurus punctatus (channel catfish)
Lineage: Eukaryota; Metazoa; Chordata; Actinopteri; Siluriformes; Ictaluridae
Gene: tecrl2a
Product: trans-2,3-enoyl-CoA reductase-like 2a
Exons: 13
Coding region: 178-1107 (309 amino acids)
Biological process (GO): very long-chain fatty acid biosynthetic process
Molecular function (GO): oxidoreductase activity, acting on the CH-CH group of donors
Source: RefSeq, a predicted model, not a curated record